This is a messenger RNA of Chroicocephalus ridibundus (black-headed gull), 1970 nucleotides long. RefSeq names its product RAS like family 11 member B (gene RASL11B). Lineage: Eukaryota; Metazoa; Chordata; Aves; Charadriiformes; Laridae. The coding region runs from base 71 to 805 and encodes 244 amino acids. The record is from RefSeq and is a predicted model, not a curated record. The transcript is spliced from 4 exons. Gene Ontology annotation, molecular function: GTPase activity; GTP binding.
GGGCCACAAAAGCGUCGUGCGGCGGCGGCGGCGGCAGCGGGCGGUGUCGGCGGGCGGCGGAGCGGCGGCGAUGCGCCUGCGGCAGCCCAGCAUGUGCACCAUCGCCGAGGCCGCGCCCGGCGGGGAGGGCGGCCCUGCCGCCCCCCUCCGCGCCCGCCUCGUCAAGAUCGCCGUGGUGGGGGGCAGCGGCGUGGGCAAGACCGCGCUGGUGGUGCGGUUCCUCACCCGGCGGUUCAUCGGCGACUACGAGAGGAACGCAGGUAAUCUCUACAGCAGGCACAUCCAGAUAGAUGGGGAGAUGCUGGCUAUUCAAGUGCAAGACACUCCAGGCGUUCAGAUCCAUGAACACAGCCUGGACUGUAAUGAGCAGCUGAACAGAUGCAUUCGCUGGGCAGACGCCCUGGUGAUUGUCUUCUCCAUCACAGACUAUAAGAGCUAUGAACUACUCAGUCACCUUUACCAUCACGUUCGACAGCUGCAUCCAGGAAAUGCGGUCCCCGUCGUCAUCAUAGCAAACAAAGCUGAUCUCUUGCACAUCAAAGAGGUGGAGCCUCAGCACGGACUUCAGCUGGCCAACAUGCUGGGCUGUACGUUCUACGAAGUAUCUGUCAGUGAAAACUACAAUGAUGUCUUCAAUGCCUUCCAUCUCCUCUGUAAAGAAGUCAGUAAACAGCAAGCGACCAGCACCCCCGAGAGGAGGAGAACCUCCCUCAUUCCACGGCCAAAGUCGCCCAACAUGCAGGACCUGAAGAGGAGGUUUAAGCAAGCUUUGUCUGCCAAAGUGAGGACCGUCACUUCUGUUUGACAGCAGAGCUGUUCGGUUUUCCCAAUGUUUAGCCUGAGAUUGAACCCUGGGUCGUUUAGCUCUGGCACGUGUAGAGUCGGAGGCAUUGUGGAAAGGAGGAUGUUUCAGGUAGCCUUUGCGUGGCUGUGGGAACAAGCAGUUGCUUAAAAAAGGAACAGUGGCAGAUUGGAAAAGGGUGGGGGGAACCCCCAAACUCUUGAAAUGGUUCUAGGAUGUGACUUGUAGAACUAGUAUUUUCGUUUGGAAAAGGAACUUUCUGGUAAAUGAAACCAAGCCUUCAGUUUGCCUUUUCUCCAAUGGGACAAAUUUGACUUUAUGUUUGUGCAGAAGCAACUUUUUAGCUGUAACUCUCAACUCGUACUUGAGCAGGGAAGCACCCUGACCUGCAGUUCACUGUUCAGAAGUAACCACUUGAGUCUUGUUUUCACUUGGAUGAAGGACAGCGUGAUGUUAUCCGUUUAAUUUUAUUGCACAGUAGAACUGUUCACUUCCCCAUGUAUUUCAAAACAAAUAAGCAAACACGAAAUCAUUCUGUAAAAAUAAGUGUAAAAUAAGUGGACACGAUUGGGUAUCAAGACUGUAACCAAUGAUCUUUUUUUUUUUUUUUUUUUUUAACUAGCCAUGUUCUUUCUGACAACUUGACCAGACUCCUUGUAUGCAAAACUAUUGUCCACAGGGUGUAAAUGUAUCUAAUUACAAAUAACUUGUGGGGGUUUUUUUACUGUCUGAAAAAAAAAAGUACUGUCCAGACUAAAUGAUCCAACAUGGAGCUUCUGAGGAACGAGCGUGGAGUUGGAGCGAUAGUCCGCGAUAGCUGCUGGUGUAAGACGCUUCUCUGUGCGAUGGGCACAGGAGGAACGUGGCUGUCAUUCAGACGGGUGUGAAACACAGCUGGCUCCAGGCAAUGGAGCUGGUGGCUUGUUCUGAGCUGAGCCAGUCCCUGGUCAUCCUCAAACAUGUGUGGCAGACUUCUAUAAAACUCUUUUUUUUUAUUACAUUGAGCCAAUGGAGUUCACAGGCUAAAGGCCUUAUACACAUGCACUUUAAAAAGCCAGUUGUGCUUUUGUUUAAACUGUAACUUAUUUAUUUUGUGUACAGUUACUCCUCGUGGGGAGUGGACUUUUCAUUCUUACUGCCUGGUUGGACAUUAAAUUUUUAAAUUGCA